GACAAACACAUGAUCACAUUGGUUUUUAAAGGAAUUAUAUUUCCUGUGCUUGAUAUUAUGUUUAGUCAAUAUUUGUGACUUUUCGAAAACACUUCUAUUGAAGCUGCGAUUUGUUUAUUUAUAUUGACGACCAUCAUGCUGAGAUCGUUCAUCCUGUUGGCGACAGCUGGCAUGGUGCUUAGUCAAGAGGUUCCAACAACUCACUUCCCUGAAGGAAUGGAACGAAAAAACGCAGACUAUUAUGAUGUUCCAUUGGGAGCUGAUGACAACUCUUCAGAGCAGGGCAAUGGCCCCAGUCAAAACAGAGCCCGCCCCGAAGCUAUACAGGAUAUAGUACUCACCAACGUCUCCAAAGUUGUUUAUGACAUACUGAAGGAUUACAUUGACGGUACAGUUGAAGAUGACAACAAAACGCAAGAUUCCCCGUCUGAUGACCCUACGACAAGGGCACCUAAUGCCCGGCCCGACACACCAGGAGGCCCACGGGAAUCUAAGCCUAAUGAGAAUAAUGACAACAUCUCUCGAUCAAGUGGACAACAGACUGUUAGUGAAAGCGCCAAUGACCUUUCUGGAGGAGAAGCACAAAAGACAACUACCGAUGCUAUAAACAUAGUCGCGACUCUGUCAAACGGACAAACCCAAGAACAGACACCGAAAGUGUAUGGAAGUGAAACUACAACACGAUUUAACGAAAACAAACCACAACAGACGUCACAGGCUUCAGGUGAGAGCACACCUCUGUACGGAAGUGAAGUCACCACUCUGGCUGACGGAAAAGACCCACAAGAAACAACACAGUCUGCAAAUGAAGUCACCACUCUGGCUGACCCAAACGACCCACAACAAACACAGUCUGCAAGUGAAGUCACCACUCUGCCGAAAUUGAAUAAUACGGAUCUUGAUGGCAGAGAGAAAAAUGAUAUCCGUCACUGUGACAGCAAGCCCUGCCUCCACGGUGGCACUUGUGUUGAUGGAAAUAACACCUAUACUUGUAUCUGCCCUACAGGCUUCACAGGACCUACGUGUGAAGCAGAUAUGCGUCAUUGUAGGAAGAAACCAUGUUUCAACGGGGCCACGUGUACAGAUGGUCUUGGCGACUUCAACUGUGCCUGUAAAGAGGGCUUUUCAGGAGUGUACUGCGAAUCAGAUAGACGUACGUGUGAGAACCAACCCUGCCUCAACGACGCCACGUGUAUACAGAAUAAUGACAUCUAUACUUGUACUUGUAGAACAGGCUUUACAGGAUCAACGUGUGAGACAGACAUCAACGAGUGUGAGAGCGACCCUUGUUAUCAUGAAGCUACUUGUGUAGACCUUGUUGGAACGUACAACUGUGUUUGUAAACAAGGAUUCAUCGGGCGGAUCUGUGAGAAAGAUAUCCGCCACUGUGAGCGCAAGCCCUGCCUCCACGGUGGCACGUGUGUUGAUGGAAAUAAAACCUAUACUUGUAUCUGCCCUACAGGCUUCACAGGACCUACGUGUGAAGCAGAUAUGCGUCAUUGUAGGAAGAAACCAUGUUUCAACGGGGCCACGUGUACAGAUGGUCUUGGCGACUUCGCCUGUGCCUGUAAAGAGGGCUUUUCAGGAGUGUACUGCGAAUCAGAUAUACGUACCUGUGAGGACCGACCCUGCCUUCCAGAAACCAUAUGUGUGGCGAGGAAUGGCACAUACGCUUGUAUCUGCAGGACUGGCUUUACGGGACCCAGAUGUAAAACUGAUAUACGAACCUGUGAGAACCAACCCUGCCUCAACAACGCCACGUGUGUGCAGGAAAAAGGCAGCUAUUCUUGUACCUGCAGAACAGGCUUUACGGGAGCAACAUGUGAAACAGACAUCAACGAGUGUGAAAGCGACCCCUGUCAACAUGAAGGUACUUGUGUGGACCUAGUUGGCACAUACAAGUGUAUAUGUAAACAAGGAUUCACUGGACUAAGGUGUAUCAAAGAUAUACGUCACUGUGACAGCAAGCCCUGCCUCCACGGUGGCACGUGUGUUGAUGGAAAUAACACCCAUACUUGUAUCUGCCCUACAGGCUUCACAGGACCUACGUGUGAAGCAGAUGUGCGUCAUUGUGACAAGCAACCAUGUUUCAACGGGGCCACUUGUACAGACGGACUUGGCGAUUUCACCUGCACUUGUGAGGAGGGCUUUUCAGGAGUGUACUGCGAAUCAGUUUGCACGCCCGACAAAGUGGAUCUACUCUUUAUGAAAGACGUGUCAGGUACCAUCGUGGACGAUUACUAUGAAAAAAUGAUUGCUUUCAUGAAUAGUUUACUGAAUGUGCUUGAUGUGAGACCAGACGGCACCAACGUUGCUCUGUCAGUGUUCUCGGGUCGUGUAAAGGUGGACUUUCAUCUGAACGAUUACAAAUACAACAGAACAGGAAUGUUAAUGACGAUUAACCAGCAAACAUGGAGAGGUGGCAAAACGUACUUGGCCCUGGCUUUCGAAAUGGCUGUACACGAAGUCUUCAAUGAAACCAAUGGUGACCGACCUGAUGCUAAGAACGUUGCCAUACUUUUCACUGAUGGAAGGCGUAGCGGGUCGAUGGACAUCGGUCCUGUUGUCAAAGAUUUACAAGCCAAAGCCAAAGUCAUGAUGGUGUUAAUAUCCGACAAUGCCGACAUGGUUACUGUCAGGAGCGUUGUUUCCCCACCUGCAAGGGCCAACAUAUUCCAUAUUGAUGAUGCGAAUCUCACAGACUUGUUAAAGAAGCGGAUUGUAACCAGCACAUGCAGAAGUCCAUAGCGGGUGCUCCACUCUAGUAGCUGGUCAUACUGUGACAAAAUGUUUGGGGCAUACCGACAAUCAGUAAUUAAAAAGUGCACAUGUGUUUA
Molecule: messenger RNA, 2837 nt
Organism: Haliotis rufescens (red abalone)
Lineage: Eukaryota; Metazoa; Mollusca; Gastropoda; Lepetellida; Haliotidae
Product: neurogenic locus notch homolog protein 2-like
Exons: 18
Coding region: 136-2748 (870 amino acids)
Molecular function (GO): calcium ion binding
Source: RefSeq, a predicted model, not a curated record